Messenger RNA from Mercurialis annua (annual mercury), 1918 nucleotides. Its product is annotated as putative B3 domain-containing protein Os03g0621600. Lineage: Eukaryota; Viridiplantae; Streptophyta; Magnoliopsida; Malpighiales; Euphorbiaceae. The record is from RefSeq and is a predicted model, not a curated record. The transcript has 6 exons. Gene Ontology annotation, molecular function: DNA binding. Bases 177 to 1703 code for a protein of 508 amino acids.
GGACAAGGAUACGGAAAAACGGACAUUUGGAUACAAGCACGGCGAAACAGUGCUAUGUAAAGGUUUUUCAUGUAAAAAAAUAAAGUUUCGUGUUCGAAAAUUUCCAAAAUUGAAUGAAGUAUCCGUUCUCCCAAGCUUGUCACAAAUAAAAGGCAAAGCUUUAGAUCAAAACCCAGAUGAUUAAAAUGAUGAUACCGAGUGCCUUUGUAAUGGAGUACAAGAAAAUCAUGCCUCGUACACUAAAAUUUCCUAAAAUUGGAAUUUUUUAUACAGUAUUGGUUAUAAGAAAUAAAGAUGGCAAAUUAUUUCAAGAAGCUGAGCUAUCAAAAACCUCUGGGAUUAUCAUGGAGAAUGGCAUACAUUUUUUCAAGAUACUUCUUAAUGCUGAUAUUCAAGCAGGAAAAAUUAGGAUGCCUAAAAUGUUUGUGAAAGAGCAUGGAAACAGUUUGUCGAAUCCAGUAAUACUUGAGGUCCCUAUAAAUGAAACAUGGGAAGUAGAGUUGUCUAGGCCGGAUGAUGAUGUUUGGUUAGAUAAGGGCUGGAAAGAAUUUGCAGAUUUCUACUCUCUGGAACAUGGGAGCUUUUUACUUUUUAGAUAUGAAGGUGAUUGUCGUUUCUCCAUGAAGAUAUGCGAGAAGGGUGGUUUGGAGAUAACAUACCCUAUCGGUCAUGCCUCUUCUUCGAGACAGAAAGCUCCUGGAAAAAGGCAAGUGCGUUAUUGCGAUAGAUAUAAAGAUGCUAGCUCUGAUGAUGAUCACGUGGAUCAAUCGAAGAAUUUACAUAAUGCUUAUGUUGAUGGUCAUGCCUCUUCUGUGAGACAGAAAGCUGCUGGAAAGAGGCAAGUGCCUUACUGUGAUAGAUAUAAAGAUGCUAGCUCUGAUGAUGAUCAUGGGGAUCAAUCGAAGAAUUUACGUAAUGCUUAUGUCGAUGAUGGUCAUGCCUCUUCUGUGAGACAGAAACCUUCUGGAAACAGGCAAGCGCCUUACUGCGAUAAAUAUAAAGAUGCUAGCUCUGAUGAUGACCAUGGGGAUCAAUCGAAGAAUCUAGGUAAUGCUUAUGUUGAUGAUGGUCAUGCCUCUUCUGUGAGACAGAAAGCUGCUGGAAAGAGGCGAGUGCGUUACUGUGAUAGAUAUGAAGAUGCUAUCUCUGAUGAUGAUCAUGGGGAUCAAUCAAAGAAUUACCGUAAUGCUUAUGUUGAUGAUUACAAGGAAAAAAGGAAGAGUGAUGUCUCAAAAUUGGCUUCUGACUCUACUAGAGGAAUCAAAGAAACCAUAGUCAAGAAACGUGGUCGUCCUAAGUCAAGUAAACAGUCUGAGAAACCUCAAGUUUCCGCAACAAAAACUGCUUGGUUCAUGCAAGGUGAUAAAGCUGAGAAGAGAUCCGACAUUAAAAUGAAACAUCCAUUUAUUGAACUUGUUCUGAAAGACUAUCACAGAUUCAGCUUGGUGAUAACCAAAGGUUUUGCUAAUAGCAGUGGCCUCAUAAACAUGAGAAAAACUUGUAUUCAAGAUCCUGUCGGAAGGCAAUGGCCACUAUUGGUCCACAUAAUGAGUACUAACCAGCUUCGCUUGAGCACCGGCUGGUCUAACUUUUAUCGAGCUAAUGAACUGGCUACAGGGGAUACUUUGGUUCUUUACUCCAAGCUAGGAUUCGGUUCACUCAUUAUUGCCGAAGUUCAUAAAUGUGGUCGACCCGAGCUUUAACUUCUUUUCUGCUGCAUCCUAGCUUUAAACUUGCUGACCAUGUUCUUAUAACUAGUAUGUUUGUUUAGUAUGGUUAAACUGCAGCUUUGUGCUCUCAAAGGAUUAGCUUUAUUUGUGUGUGUUUUCUCUUUUAGUUUGAUGUUCUCUUUUUCAGCCAAGUUUGUAUAAAUUUCUGUCGGAUUAUUUUCUCUAUCAACCAAGCAGAUAUUGAAUUA